GACAUUUACUGACCAGCUUCCAGUCGGUCAGUCAGCGGUGACUGGUUCUGUCUGACUGUUUCCCACUAUAGAAAAGUAGAGGACUGAGGACAGAGAAGGACUGAGGCCAAACUGGACCAACAAUGCGGUUGGACAACAUGGUGAAGAUGCGACUCCGGAGGGCGGCAGAAGAAGAGGAACCCCGCCCACCUGCCCCACCCCCAUCCCAUCACUCCAACCACCAGUUUACCAGCAUGAAGAACAAGUUCUUCAACGAGCUCACACACCUGCCAAAUCAUAAACUCAAGAUGCCCAUGUGGGCUGUGGGAGCCAUUGUCGUUGUGGUUCUGGCUCUCGUCGCUUGUCUGGGAUUUUGCAUCUACAGAAAAUGUUUCAACAAGGGCAAAAAGGCCAAGAAGGCCCGUGAAAGGACAGGAGGAGGACGGGGCCGCAGAAAAAAGGAGAAGGAUGGAGAGGAAACAGAGGAGAAAAAGGACGGAGAAGAAGGGAAGGAGGAGGAGGAGAAGGAGAACUUUGGAAAACUGGAGUACACAUUGGACUACAACUUCACUGAUAAUCAGCUGAUAGUGGGCAUCCUCCAAGCUCAGGACCUUGCAGCUAUGGACAUGGGUGGGACCUCGGACCCUUACGUCAAAGUGUACAUGCUGCCAGACAAGAAAAAAAAGUUUGAGACCAAAGUCCAGCGAAAGAACCUGUGUCCUGUCUUCAAUGAGACUUUCACCUUUAAGAUACCUUAUAACGAGUUGGGUGGACAGACAUUGGUACUGCAAGUUUUUGACUUUGAUCGUUUCGGUAAACAUGAUGUAAUUGGUGAAAUAAAGAUUCCAAUGAACACUAUAGACCUUGGACAACCAAUACAUGAGUGGAAAGAUCUAGUCGGGGGAGAAAAAGAGGAGCAAGAAAAGCUGGGUGAUGUCUGCAUUUCCCUCCGUUAUGUCCCCACCGCUGGUAAACUAACAGUUAACAUCAUGGAAGCCAAGAAUCUGAAGAAGAUGGAUGUUGGAGGACUCUCAGAUCCUUUUGUCAAGGUGGUGCUGCAGCACAACGGCAAGAGAAUCAAGAAAAAGAAGACGUCAGUCAAGCAAAAUACUCUAAAUCCUUACUUCAAUGAGAGUUUCAGCUUUGAGAUACCGUUCUCACAGAUCCAGAAAGUCCAGUUGCUGAUCACCGUGUACGACUACGACAAACUGGGCAGCAACGAUCCCAUCGGAAAGUGCUGGAUCGGAUACGGCGCUUCAGGUGUUGGGCUGCGCCACUGGUCGGACAUGCUGGCUAAUCCUAGACGGCCCGUGGCCCAGUGGCACACGCUGCAGCCUGAGGAGGAGGUGGACGCCGCUCUAAAGGCUCCCAUCCGCUAACACGCUCCCAAACACAGAGAGCACAUAACAGAUCAUGUGCAUGGAAAGGUUCUGUUUUCAUUACGAAAUAUAAAGAAUCAUUUUUAAAUUGAACAACUUGAACAGUCAUUUUUAGUGUUCUUUGGAUUUAUGAUGUCAUCGUUUCAGUCAUUUGUUCCUUUAGUAAUAAUUCACUUUUACAUCUCUUUGUAAAAAUCUUUGCACUGGUACAUAACAUACACGUGCACUAACACAGGUGCACACCACUACUACAUUACAGCUUAAAUGGCCCACAAAGUAUCAUCAAAAUGACACUUU
Messenger RNA from Nematolebias whitei (Rio pearlfish), 1655 nucleotides. It is a transcript of the gene syt5a, whose product is annotated as synaptotagmin Va. The transcript has 10 exons. Lineage: Eukaryota; Metazoa; Chordata; Actinopteri; Cyprinodontiformes; Rivulidae. Gene Ontology annotation, biological process: synaptic vesicle endocytosis; calcium ion-regulated exocytosis of neurotransmitter; cellular response to calcium ion. Gene Ontology annotation, cellular component: synaptic vesicle membrane; dense core granule; axon. The record is from RefSeq and is a predicted model, not a curated record. Gene Ontology annotation, molecular function: calcium ion binding; syntaxin binding; calcium-dependent phospholipid binding. The coding region runs from base 123 to 1358 and encodes 411 amino acids.